AUGCCAUCCAUCUACCACCAGCCGAGGCCAGUCCUCCCCUCACAGGGGAUGCCGCAUGCUUCAGAGUAUAUGGACGCAAGGCGAGGCGUUAACGGUAUUCGCCAGCCUCUGCGGGAGGCCGCUGGUAAUGCUCAGGCGCAUAGCUUCAAUAGCAACAUCCCAUGUUAUCAGACUCCUCCUGUAUCUUCGAUACCACCAACCAUUCCUACUCAUAUAGUUCCAUCCCAAUCUAUCGAGGUUCUCUACUCUAGGCUUCAAGCACCUCGUCACCAGCCCCGACAAACUCGCAAAGGCCGACAGGAGAUCAACCCUCUCUACUUUUGUCCAGCUUUCAAACAGUACCGCAACAGACAAGCUCACAAAGACACUCAAAAAGACAAAGGAGGCGUUUGGAGACGCCCCGAACUUGAAGAUGCCUUUGUUGACUCGGUACUCCUCAUGCCUCACAUGGGCCGGCGGAAGUUUUCCAUGGCCGGAAAGCUGCAUGGCCGGAAUAUGCUGAUUAGCGAGUACAUCUUCGUCAUCUGCGUGGAGCUCCUUGGUAGCAAAGAAAUCUUUCGCAUCGACAACAGCAGUGACAGCAUUGAGCAAAUGGGACGCAAACAAGUGUCCAGUCACAUGCAAGUAGUCAAGAAAUUUUUCGAAGAUUUACGAUGCUUUCACUUUCUUUUCCCUUCUGAGGAGAAAAAGGAACCUGGUUCCACUAAUUCUGACGAUUAUUACGACGAAGAGGAGCAAGAGUCGUUCAAGUCCAACCCCAUCUUGACGGCGUUGGCUGAAGGCAGGGUGCCGGAUGUGAGACCAAACUACGACUAUUUUAAUCAGCUAUUGUCACUGCAGAAAUUGAUCACAGUACGUCCCAAGACGUGUGAGCUCCUCGUGUCUUCGGCAGAGAUUGAAAUCCGCGACGAUGUUGCGUAUGACGCACACAAUACGCCCUUGGACCAGGACUCGUUUCCUCAUCUGAAAAAAUAUACGAAUCACGAAGACUUCCCCGAUGCUCUCGGUAAAGAUGUCUUACUCCAUGAGUACACCAGAGCCCUAGACCAGGCCACAUCAGCAUGCGCGAAGACGGUGACUCGACGAUGGGCAAAGGAUGCGCCGGCCAUGCAUGAGACACUGGACCUGCCAACGGAGGACGAGGACUGCCUUCUUUUGGAAAUAUGUUCGACCUUGGAGCUGCACGAACACGCAAAGUUCCCCCAGGGGUCAGAGCUCACUGGAUUUGUCGAGGUGGCCAUCACGCAGCCUCACCUGCAUCAUCACCACUGGAAGUGCGUUACCCGAUUGACCCGACCAGAUGAGUUGUACAGCGACGACGCAAAGCGCGGCGUUUACACCAAUGAGAGCGGCAUCCACCAUCGGGGAUGCAGCGAUUCUAAAAAUGACUGCAGCUGCCACCUGCGGCCCCGGCAGGAUAUCCACGUGCCUUUCCCUGCUGUGGAGUGGGCCAGCAUUUUGAGCACAGCCGUGCAAUAUCCUGAUGUGGAGCACCAACGAAAGAAGGAGAAGCGCCAUGAACCAAAGAAGCACGAGCUGGAGAGGACCGGCAGUAAGCGAAAGAGAUCUGAGGACGAGGGAGAUGCGGCUUCAUGGGGCCGCCGAGAGCCAACAGGCAGCGAUCUGAUCUGCAAGGUUGCCAUGUAUCAAGAGCUAUGGUCCCGCGCGCCAGACUCACCGCAGUGGAAGCGACAGGCCAUCAUCUUCUGGCGCUUCAACACCACCAACCAGUGGUACAAGUACAACCCAGUCUUCAAGCCGUCGGGAACAUCAUGGCGAUGGCUGACGAUCAACGACCCCAUGUCGCGGUACCACCAGCAAAAGGCCUUGGUAUACCCUUCGGCCAACAUGUCGAGAGAUGUCGUCAUGUCACCGACACCAAGCAUGAGCCAGCAGCUCACGGGCAUCAUGGCUGGGAAUCUGAGCUCGGCAUGGGACAGCGCUUCAGGCGUUGCGCCAGUGCCACCCGUGCAAACAAACAUCAACGUGUUUGACUUUCCGGGAGGACUGGCGACGCCGCCACCAACAGCGACCAUCCAUGGCCCUUAUGCGGGCGGGAGCUUUAACCCCAGCAUGGGUGCCAAUCCAGAUGUGAACAGCUACCUGCCAACGGUAGGCACAGCCGUGGGCGGGCCAGCCAGUGACCGUUCACACUCCUUGUCGUUGGCUACCGGGCCCUCGUACUUUGAGGGGCCAGCAGGCUUUGCGGAUAUGAAGCCACUGUCAACGGCUAGUGUCAACCAAUUCCUACCCCAUACCACGUCGCUGGACCCGUCCACUCAACUUGUCUACGACGACGCGACCGGCCUCCAGGGCUGGGACAUGCCGGCUCUGGAUAGCUGGCCCGGCGCACCUACCUCCACUCCCACGGGCAACGAAUGGAGCACAGCGCCCUCGGCGCAGCCCAGAGCGGAUCCGGGCGACCACUCGGGACUAUGGAACCCAAGCCCAUGGCACAUCACAAGUGUCACAACACCAUCAUCUGCGGUUGGGGCUGAGCACGACGACAGCCCUAGAUCAAUGAAGAGGCGGCGGACAGAGCCUGCACUAAACGCACAUGUUCUUAUGCCUCCGAGUGAAUAUCAUGCCAAUUUCUAG
This is a messenger RNA of Trichoderma gamsii, 2598 nucleotides long. RefSeq lists its product as hypothetical. Bases 1 to 2598 code for a protein of 865 amino acids. Gene Ontology annotation, cellular component: transcription regulator complex. Gene Ontology annotation, biological process: regulation of transcription by RNA polymerase II. NCBI's taxonomy places the organism in Eukaryota, Fungi, Ascomycota, Sordariomycetes, Hypocreales, Hypocreaceae. The transcript is spliced from 3 exons. The record is from RefSeq and is a predicted model, not a curated record. Gene Ontology annotation, molecular function: DNA-binding transcription factor activity, RNA polymerase II-specific; RNA polymerase II cis-regulatory region sequence-specific DNA binding.